AUGGUCCGGGCUGACGGCGCGGGCGGCCGCGCAGUGCCGGUGAUAACAGCUUCUUCCAUUAUUCAGAGGCCGCCGCAGCGCGCCACGCAUGCUGUGGGCUGCGCAAGUGAACAGCAGGUUGCCGGACCGGCUGUUAACACUGGGUACGACAAGACGCAGAGCAAGGAGACGGAGUGCCGCUACAGCCGCAACCAGGGCUACGUCAUCUUCUCGGCGACCGGCUCGUUCUACCUGCCGCUGGCCGUCAUGCUGUACGUGUACGCGCGCAUCUCAUGCGUCAUCGCGCGCCGCCACAGCCAGCUGACGGGUGGGGUGGAUGCGCAGCACCAGAGAAACAGCCGGCUGGUGAGCAACCAGGACGAGUCGGACAUGGAGCGGGCGUCCUCCGAGUGUGAAGACGGCCACAUCCGGUGUACGAGCCUGAUGAGCCCCGGAGUGCUGGAGUUCGGCGCCGGCACGGCGGGCACGCGCUCGCUGCGCGCCCACUACCUGUACUGCACGCCGCAGACGUGCGCUGCCAACGCCGACCACAACCACGCGCACGCCCACUCGGCCGGCCCAGCGUCGGCGCGCUCCAGCUUCUACGGGCGCGCGUCGCGGCCGCUGUCGCUGGCGCUGGACGUGCCCUCGAUGGAGACGGCCGCGCUGCAGGCGGGGCUGCCGCACGUGUCCAGCCGCGUCUCCUCCUUCCGUCGCGAGAGCAAGACGGCGCAGACGCUGUCCAUCGUCGUCGGCGGCUUCAUCGCUUGCUGGCUGCCCUUCUUCAUCUGUUACAUCCUCCUUCCGUGGGUCCACAUCGCACCGCCGCUCAUGAUCUUCCUCACCUGGCUGGGAUGGAUAAACUCAGCCAUUAAUCCCUUCAUCUACGCAUUCUACAGUCCAGAUUUCCGGAUUGCAUUUUGGCGACUAACAUUAAGGCACUGUUCUAAACCAAGAAGACCUCAGGAUCCUUCCAUAAGACAUAAGUGAGUGUUGUACAAUUAGCAGUGGUUUGAAAACCUUAAGUGAACUGCCAUUAUGUAGCACAUAACUCAUGUAGAGAGAGUAGCUCAAACGGAAGUUAAAAGUGAAAUAUUAUCUAGUCAAGAGGGUACCCAUUUGUUGUGAUCUCUCUCCUUAAGUACUGUACAGAAUAUCUAGUCCAUUAAGAAAAUAGAAACAUUAUGCAUUGGAAAUUUAAAAGA
Schistocerca americana (American grasshopper) is the source of this 1184-nucleotide messenger RNA. RefSeq names its product dopamine receptor 2-like. Bases 1 to 969 code for a protein of 322 amino acids. The record is from RefSeq and is a predicted model, not a curated record. NCBI's taxonomy places the organism in Eukaryota, Metazoa, Arthropoda, Insecta, Orthoptera, Acrididae. Gene Ontology annotation, molecular function: G protein-coupled receptor activity. Gene Ontology annotation, cellular component: membrane. The transcript has 5 exons. Gene Ontology annotation, biological process: adenylate cyclase-activating adrenergic receptor signaling pathway.